This is a messenger RNA of Spea bombifrons (plains spadefoot toad), 933 nucleotides long. RefSeq names its product olfactory receptor 5V1-like. NCBI's taxonomy places the organism in Eukaryota, Metazoa, Chordata, Amphibia, Anura, Pelobatidae. The coding region runs from base 1 to 933 and encodes 310 amino acids. Gene Ontology annotation, cellular component: membrane. Gene Ontology annotation, biological process: G protein-coupled receptor signaling pathway. The transcript has a single exon. Gene Ontology annotation, molecular function: olfactory receptor activity; G protein-coupled receptor activity. The record is from RefSeq and is a predicted model, not a curated record.
AUGGAAAAUUACACGGAGGUCACGGAAUUUCUUCUCCUGGGAUUCUAUGAGCUUCCAGGUCUAGAACGUCUGCUGUUCGUGGCGUUCCUCCUGGCCUAUCUGCUGGCGUUGUCUGGAAACCUAACGAUUGUCCUGGUGAUCGGCAUGGAACCCCUUCUCCACACGCCCAUGUACUUCUUCCUGUGUAACCUGUCCUUCCUCGACAUUACGUUCACGUCAACCAUUCUUCCCAAGCUCUUGCAUAUCUGCCUGACCGGUCAACGCAACAUAUCAUUCGCAGGCUGUGUGGCUCAGAUGUUUUUCUUUGUCGUGUGUGUCGUGGCGGAGUAUUGCCUGCUAGCAGUCAUGGCAUUCGACCGAUACUCCGCCAUCUGCCAUCCUCUGCGCUAUCCCCAGCUCAUGAAUCUCAGGGUUUGUGUGCAGAUGGCGGUGGCUUCUUGGUUCUUCGGGUUCCUGGACUCUACCACCUACGUGUCUUUGUUGUCUCAAUAUUCCUUCUGCAGCUCCAAUGCCAUUAACCAUUUAUUUUGCGACCUUAAACCUCUACUCAAGCUGUCCUGCAGCGGAACGCAGAGUGUAGAGUUUGCCAUACAAGUCUCGGGAGCGCUUUUUGGAUUCACGCCACUUGCAUUUAUUAUCAUCACUUAUAUUUUCAUUAUAGCCACCAUCCUGAGGAUCCGCUCCAAGGAGGGGAAGCGCAAAGCCUUCUCCACCUGCUCGUCCCACCUCACCGUGGUCAUCAUGUUCUUUGGCAUCAUCCUCACGAUGUACAUGAGGCCGAAGUCUGCGUACUCCAUAGAGCAGGAUAAGGUCUUCUCUGUACUGUACACCUUGGGCAUUCCCAUGCUGAACCCUGUAAUAUACAGCCUUAGAAAUAACGAGGUCAAACAGGCGCUAGAGAAAGCCAAGAGGAACCUUUUAAGGAAAAUCUAG